Messenger RNA from Musca vetustissima, 2190 nucleotides. RefSeq names its product MAU2 chromatid cohesion factor homolog (gene Mau2). Gene Ontology annotation, biological process: maintenance of mitotic sister chromatid cohesion; mitotic sister chromatid cohesion. NCBI's taxonomy places the organism in Eukaryota, Metazoa, Arthropoda, Insecta, Diptera, Muscidae. The record is from RefSeq and is a predicted model, not a curated record. The transcript is spliced from 3 exons. The coding region runs from base 1 to 2190 and encodes 729 amino acids. Gene Ontology annotation, cellular component: chromatin; SMC loading complex. Gene Ontology annotation, molecular function: double-stranded DNA binding; protein binding.
AUGAGCGUGCAACCGGCUAGUACCUCCCAGACGGCAACAACAUCACAGGACGCUUGCUAUAUCUCACUGCUGGGUUUGGCGGAAUAUUUCCGCACCUCUGAACCACCGAACAUUAAGAAGUGUAUACAAUGUCUACAAGCUUUGUUUACGUUCAAUCCUCCGUCAAAAGUGGAGGCUCGCACACAUCUACAAAUGGGCCAAAUACUUAUAACCUACACAAACAACACUGACAUGGCCCGGGAACAUUUGGAAACGGCCUGGAGGUUAUCCGAGCCACUGCUAAAUUUCGAUGAUGUGAAAUUCGAUACGGCAUCGAUGUUGGCGGAAUUGUACAAACAAAACGAUCAGAUGGCCCUGGCCAAGGCAAUGUUGCGAAAGGCCAUCGAAUUGUCACAAAACAAUGUCUACUGGCAUUGCAAGUUGCUACUGCAAUUGGCCCAGCUGCAUGCAAAUGACAAGGAAUAUACUCUAGCUUCAGAGCUGCUUGCAGUGGGGGCCGAGUCGGCGGACGAAUCAAGUGCUACAUAUUUAAAGGUGCUAUUUCUGCUAUCACGAGCCAUGAUACUGAUGAUAGAGCGGAAGACAAACGAUGUGCUGGCGUUGUUAAAUUCGGCGGGAGCAAUAAUCGAUAAUAGCAUUUCGAAUCCACAUCAGAAGGAAUAUUUGAAAGUGUUCUUUUUGGUGCUACAGGUGUGCUAUUAUUUGGCCCUCGGCCAGGUGAAAACGGUGAAGCCCAGUUUAAAGCAAUUACAAAUGUCAAUACAAACCAUUAUGGCACCAAAUUGGCCAGCCGAUGAAGUGAUUUUUGGACAAAACCCCAUGGACAUGUUUGUAUGGCUACCCAAGGAACAACUUUACGUGCUGGUCUAUUUGGUAACGGUGUCACAUUCAAUGAUGGCCGGUUACAUGGACAAGGCACAAAAGUACACCGAAAAGGCCCUAACCCAAAUUGAAAAACUCAAAGCCCAAGAUGACAAACCCAUUUUGUCCGUUUUCAAGGUGAUAUUGUUGGAGCACAUUGUCAUGUGCCGCCUGGUUAUGGGUAAUCGGGAAUUGGCCAUUCGUGAAAUAGCCAUAUGUCGUGAUGUGUGUAUGUCUUCCGGUCCCAAGGGUCAAUUAAUGCGUAGACAUUCGGCGCAGCUGCAUUGCUUGGUCGGUCUCUAUUCCAUGUCGACGAGUUUUUUCGAACAUGCCGAACGACAAUUUUUGAAAUGUGUUAACGAAACGAGUGAGCGGGAUUUGAAGCUAUUCGCAAAUCUAAAUUUGGCUAUAAUAUACUUAAGGACAAAACGUGAUCAAGAUUUGAAACAGAUAUUGGAUGCCGUCUCAACGGAAAAUACUCAUACGUAUAGUUCGCAGGCGUUGAUGGGUGGAUUCUACUAUGUGCAGGGGCUGCAUGCCUUUCACAAAGCCAGUUUUCAUGAGGCCAAGCGAUUCUUGAGGGAGACCCUAAAAAUGGCCAAUGCCGAAGAUUUAAAUCGUCUAACGUCCUGUUCAUUGGUAUUGCUGUCUCAUGUUUUCCUUAGUAUUGGCAACUCCAAAGAAAGUAUGAACAUGGUAACACCCGCCAUGCAGUUGGCCUCCAAAAUUCCCGAUAUACAUGUCCAAUUAUGGGGAUCGGCCAUCCUUAAGGAUUUACAUCGAAUGUCCAAAGAUGUUCUACACGAAAAAGAGGCCUAUGCCAAUCAUGUAAAAUAUUCGGAAAAUCUUAUUGCUGAUCAGUUGAGAUGUGUUCAGAGUCCACAUCAUGCGUUAAUCGAUUGGUUGGACGGUCCACCCAAUACAACAUUGGCAAUUACAUCGGGCAAAGAGCAACAACAUUUACCUCAAAAUGUAUUGCCAGCGACCACAUCGACAACAUCUGCAGUAGCAGCAACAACAAUCACCGCGCCAGUGCAACAAAUUCCCACGCAACAUAUACCACAAACGAUGCAAUUACCAAGUGCAACAGCAGCAACAUCAGCUAUACAAUACGCCGCCGCUGCACCUGCCGCUAAUAUACCACAACCGACACCAACACAACCACAUCAGUCACAUAUGCAACAAUCCGUUAUUGUUCCAAGCGUUGCUGCAGCCCAUCCCAUUCCAUCAACAUCUAACCAAAUUCCACAAAACUUCCAUAACAUACAACAGGCAGUGGGGCCACAAGUCCAUCAGCUGCCACCACAACAAUAUGGCCAAUACUAUUAG